AUGGGCUUCAAAUUCCUCUCACGUAGCAGCAUGCGGGGCGAAAAAGCCACCCUAGGAACUUCUCUCGGUGCUUCGCUGACACCCACCCUUGUCUUGCGCAUUGUCCUACGAUUUUUUCAGUUCGUCAUGGGCCUCACCGUCAUCGGUCUCUACGCUGUCGACCUAGACAACGCGCGCAAGCAAGGAAAAUAUGUCGACUCGAAAUGGGUAUGGGCCGUCGUUUGCGGUACACUUGGCGCCGUCAGCUCUCUGGCUCUCAUACUGCUCAAGUCCUGGUUUUUCUUCGGCCUCGACGCGCUCGUCUUUCUGUGUUAUCUUGUGGCCUUUGGCAUCUUCGGCAAGAUGUUCAUUAGCGAGAACCCAGAGGGUAACAAGGGCAUAACCAGGAUGAAGAACGCUGUUUGGGUGCUGUUGACUAACAUGUUGCUCUGGCUGAUUUCGGCAAUUGUGGGAGGUUUCAUGUUCUGGAAGACGAGGAAGGCAAGGACUACACACACUGGGCGUGCUAACCAGCACGUCUAA
Molecule: messenger RNA, 522 nt
Organism: Alternaria burnsii
Lineage: Eukaryota; Fungi; Ascomycota; Dothideomycetes; Pleosporales; Pleosporaceae
Exons: 1
Coding region: 1-522 (173 amino acids)
Cellular component (GO): membrane
Source: RefSeq, a predicted model, not a curated record